Molecule: messenger RNA, 1320 nt
Organism: Penicillium soppii
Lineage: Eukaryota; Fungi; Ascomycota; Eurotiomycetes; Eurotiales; Aspergillaceae
Product: SGNH/GDSL hydrolase family protein
Exons: 8
Coding region: 1-1320 (439 amino acids)
Molecular function (GO): carboxylic ester hydrolase activity
Source: RefSeq, a predicted model, not a curated record
AUGAUGCGUCUUCUUGCACCUGUAUUGUUUGCGCUCUUCGCUACAGCGACAAUUCUAGAAAAUGGACAGCCCAGAUCCAACCCAUACCCGGGAAAGGUGGAGUUUCUAGAAUCUGGCCUUGAUGCGUCGGAAUGGAAGUCGUAUGGACCGGACGCGGGGGAGAUCUCGUAUAAGGGUCGCUGGGAUGAGCAGCAUGUCUCCUGGUGGUCAGCUCCAGGUAUCAAGUUUUCAUUUACGGGACAGAAGCUUGCAUUGAGCUUUGGCGAACAUACUGUACCCAAUGUUCUAGUCGCUUAUAGAAUUGGUGGGCAAGACUGGCAAUUUGCCAAUGUGACAGCAAAUGCCUCCUACCAAUUUGUCGGGCCUGCGACAACUGGUGUGAAUCUCACAGAUACUACUGCCAGGAAGAUAUUUGAGAUGAGAGUCCAAUUAGCCGGCGUUUCUGUCGCUACUCAUGCAACACUAAACAAGGUCAAGUCUUUUCCAAGAAUGGUGGAGAUCAUUGGUGAUUCGUAUGACCCCUGUCUGCAGUACGGGGGCUCUUUCAUAUAUAUUGACGAGCGCAGUCUGAGCUCGGGCGAUUACGCAACCUACGAAGGGCUCUCAUCCUGGGCAUACCUCUUCGCUGCUGGACUGGGAAAUGUGGAAUACUCUAUUACAGCCUACCCUGGAAUAUGUCUCCACGACCAGAAUUGCUGGGGAAACCCAAGGGGCCAUUCCUACCAAUACUACCGAACAACUGACACAUCUCCCCGAUCUUACGAGAUCUACGGCACCAACCCACCAAAAUGGAACUUCAAGGUCCAUCAGCCCGCCGACCUAGUCGUUAUCAACAUCGGCACAAACGACAACAACAUCGCUAAUAACGUUUCCAGCACUGAAUAUUACAAUGACUAUGUGACAUUAGUCGGGAACUUGCAUAAUAUAUGGCCGAAGGCUGAUAUUGUUCUUAUGGUACCCUCCACCAUCCUGCUCUCCUCAUUUCCUCUACAUACUAACAAGGUGCAGUCUCUUUGGGGCGGCUUCAGUCCAUCGGGGAUGACAUACGAACAGGGUCCUCUCUUCGUCAACGAGAUACACAGAGUCGUUAAACACUACCAGAAUCGCGGGUCCAGAAACUUCGUCCACUACUUCGAUACGACAGGUAUCCUGCAACACAAUGAUAUUGCACCUCAGUGGCAUCCCACUGAUGUAGGCCAUAUCAAGGUCGCAGCGCACUUCAUGCAAUGGGUGAAGAUGAGGUUUGGAUGGGAGAUGGAGGCGAUGGGGCCUAUGGUGCAUAGCGGAACGCUUUAUUGGAAUGAUCAGGAGAGUUAUUAA